Suillus subalutaceus is the source of this 755-nucleotide messenger RNA. RefSeq names its product transport protein particle complex subunit. Gene Ontology annotation, biological process: endoplasmic reticulum to Golgi vesicle-mediated transport. The coding region runs from base 65 to 475 and encodes 136 amino acids. NCBI's taxonomy places the organism in Eukaryota, Fungi, Basidiomycota, Agaricomycetes, Boletales, Suillaceae. Gene Ontology annotation, cellular component: TRAPP complex. The record is from RefSeq and is a predicted model, not a curated record. The transcript has 5 exons.
GUAGCCCGUGGAACACGAACAAAUCGCUUUGGCUAUAUACUUUCUCCGAGUCUACUUCACGCCAAUGGCAAUCUUUAGCCUGUGGGUCAUUAACAAAGCUGGUGGCUUGGUCUACCAGCGCAAUUUCGCAGAUGGCCUCGCUCAGCUCACAUCAAACGAGUACUUAGUCCUCGCUGGCACUCUGCAUGGUAUUCACGCCAUUACAAGCCGCUUAUCCCCUACUGGUUCAAGCUCAGGUGCACAGGUCAUUGAAGGGGAGACGUUUAAGAUGACCAUCUUGUUGACUGCGACAGGAACCAAAUUCGUUCUUCUCACAUCCUUGGCGGAGGCAACAGCGGAUUCGGUUCUUCAGAAAGUGUACGAGGCCUAUGCAGACGCUGUCAUGAAGAAUCCAUUUCACACUCCGGAGAUGCCAAUUCGCAGCGAGGGGUUUGACACACGAAUUACGAGCCUUAUCGGCACAGGACAACCAUGAUAUUAUAAAGCUUCGUAUCAAACCAUUGUCUUUGAUACAACAUUUGUAACGCUGUCGACUCAAACCACUGAUCUCGAGAGUUUCCUACCCUUCAAAGCUUCAAUAACUGACAUAUUGUCCUCGACCAUUGAAUCGCAAGAUUGUCUAUAAUGUUACAACUUACUACUUCACUAGCUAGUGGAUCGAUCCCUGUGUUCUCAAUUCAUGUUAUGACUCACGUGAUUAUCUCACAUGCGAUACAAAUACGCGUCGCGUCUUGCCAACGUUUUGCUUCAUCUCC